GCGGCCUGGGAACCUGCAAAGAAGUUCAUGCAUGCCCUUAAAUCUUUCCCCUGACAGCAACGCUCGGGCCCAUCACGGUUGCUGGGGACCCUCCCGCGGUAACCUAGUCAGCUGUGGGGUUCGUUGGAGGCUGGUCCGUUUCUGCAGUCGUGUAAACAUUGGUGAUUUAAUAUUUGCAUCUCGUCAGUUCCGUCCCUCCAAGCUUGGCGUCAACUGCCAAACUACAUUUUGUUCUUUGCGCCUCCCAUCCCCCAUCUCAACCUUCAUACAUCUCCUAAGGUUGGCGCCGCCCCUCCCUGGUUGCAGGUACGUCGCCCUUCACCUCGCGGUUUAUAAGUCUUUAUUAACCUGUUCAGUUAGUACUUUUAUCAACCUUCACCUCGAUUAUCCACCAGAUAUUGGUCUUCUUUGUUUUGCGAUAUUAGCCUCUUCGCCUGCUUUUCAGUUCGCCGACACAGACUGGUUAUCCUACACCAAACAUGGGAGAUAUCCAGAACUCUGCGCCCACUUUCGGCGCUAGGAAGAAUAUCGACCCCAGUCAAAAUGCCGUCAAGAGAUUGCAGACGGAGCUUAUGCAGCUAAUGACAUCGCCGGCGCCGGGCGUGUCUGCCUUCCCCUCUGCCGACGGCAAUCUCCUUUCGUGGCGGGCCACCAUCGAGGGACCUGAGGAUACCCCUUAUGCCGGCCUCACCUUCAAGCUUAGUUUUGAAUUUCCUGCGAAUUAUCCUUACGCGCCGCCUACGGUGCUGUUCAGAACCCCGAUCUACCAUCCCAACGUGGACUUUUCUGGACGCAUCUGUCUCGACAUCCUCAAGGAUAAGUGGACUGCUGCUUACAACACUCAGACCGUCCUGCUGAGCUUGCAAUCCCUGCUUGGAGAGCCGAACAACGCUUCCCCGCUCAACGGCGAGGCGGCUGAGCUUUGGGACAAGGACCCGGCUUUGUUCAAGACCAAGGUCAUGGACCGUCACAGGGACAUUGACGACGACUGAAGGCGAAAUGCAGGAACAGUUUAGGAGAGCAUUGGGUUAGGAGAAAAUUGGUUUGUUCAGGUUGGAAUCCCUGGCGUAUUGGUCUCUGGAACAGGAUUGCAUUAUCAGGGCGGGUUUGUUUAAUGGGUAUCCCGUUGUUGCUCGCGUCUGCUACCGGUUGCAGACUGGCUUUAUGAAGUACAUCAAGCAUUGGUUGUAAUGGACAGUAUAUCGUCCAUAGAGCGUAUCAUUUUUCAUGUCGAAGCCCCUGCCUGACCAUCUGCGACGCCCUCACACUGCGAUUGUCUUCCCUCAUCGUUGCUGGAGGCGGUUUGGUGGUAUCGAAGGUGCCGUGUUCCAUUUUACGAACCCUUUAUUCGUAAUGCGAAGCUAGAUGCCAUGCGAAAACUCCGGAAGCCCAAUGCCGCCCUGAACCU
Molecule: messenger RNA, 1408 nt
Organism: Neurospora hispaniola
Lineage: Eukaryota; Fungi; Ascomycota; Sordariomycetes; Sordariales; Sordariaceae
Product: ubiquitin-conjugating enzyme/RWD-like protein
Exons: 3
Coding region: 480-992 (170 amino acids)
Source: RefSeq, a predicted model, not a curated record